This is a messenger RNA of Cricetulus griseus (Chinese hamster), 1653 nucleotides long. The record is from RefSeq and is a predicted model, not a curated record. Lineage: Eukaryota; Metazoa; Chordata; Mammalia; Rodentia; Cricetidae.
AUGGCAGGGCGAGGGCGAGGGAGAGACUCCGGGGUCUCAUGGCUGGCCUUUGAUGGCUGGGAAUCUAAGGAUCUUCCUCGGGUGAGCCCUCGCUUCCUCCGAGCCUGGCACCCCUCGCCUGCCGCAGCUAGGAUGCCAACCAGGCGCUGGGCCCCUGGGACUCAAUGUAUGACCAAGUGUGAAAACUCACGCCCUAAGCCGGGUGAGCUGGCCUUCCGAAAGGGUGACAUGGUGACCAUCUUGGAGGCUUGUGAGGACAAAAGUUGGUACCGUGCCAAGCACCACAGCAGUGGGCAGGAGGGGCUACUGGCAGCUGCUGCUCUUCGACAGCGGGAGGCCCUCUCCACAGACCCCAAGCUCAGUCUCAUGCCAUGGUUCCAUGGAAAGAUCUCAGGCCAGGAAGCGGUACAGCAGCUGCAGCCACCUGAGGACGGGCUGUUUCUUGUUCGGGAAUCAGCUCGUCACCCCGGAGACUAUGUCCUGUGUGUCAGUUUCGGCCGAGAUGUCAUCCACUACCGUGUCCUGCAUCGUGAUGGCCACCUUACCAUUGAUGAGGCUGUCUGUUUCUGUAAUCUGAUGGACAUGGUGGAGCAUUACACCAAGGACAAGGGUGCCAUCUGCACCAAGCUGGUGAAGCCAAAGAGGAAACAGGGCACCAAGUCAGCCGAGGAGGAGCUUGCAAAGGCUGGCUGGCUACUCAACCUGCAGCACCUGACUCUAGGAGCACAGAUUGGAGAGGGGGAGUUUGGAGCUGUCCUGCAGGGUGAGUACCUGGGGCAGAAGGUGGCUGUGAAGAAUAUCAAGUGUGAUGUGACAGCCCAGGCCUUCCUGGAUGAGACAGCAGUGAUGACAAAGCUGCAGCACAGGAACCUGGUACGACUCCUGGGCGUGAUCCUGCACCACGGCUUGUACAUUGUCAUGGAGCAUGUGAGCAAGGGCAACCUGGUGAACUUCCUGCGCACUAGGGGCCGCGCCCUCGUGAGUACAUCUCAGCUCCUGCAGUUUUCUCUGCACGUUGCUGAGGGCAUGGAGUAUCUGGAGAGCAAGAAGCUGGUACAUCGGGACCUGGCUGCUCGCAACAUACUGAUCUCUGAGGACCUGGUGGCCAAGGUCAGUGACUUUGGCCUAGCCAAGGCCGAGCGGAAGGGGCUGGACUCAAGCAGGCUGCCAGUCAAGUGGUCAGCACCUGAAGCUCUCAAGAACGGGCGAUUUUCCAGCAAAUCAGACGUGUGGAGUUUUGGGGUACUGCUGUGGGAAGUUUUCUCAUAUGGAAGAGCUCCAUACCCCAAGAUGUCACUGAAGGAGGUUUCAGAGGCUGUGGAGAAGGGUUACCGCAUGGAGCCUCCCGAUGGCUGCCCAGGCCCCGUGCACACCCUCAUGGGUAGCUGCUGGGAGGCAGAGCCUGCACGCAGACCUCCCUUCCGAAAAAUAGCAGAGAAGCUGGGCCGCGAGCUCCGCAGUGCAGGUGCCACAGCUCCCCUUGGGGGACAGGAAGCAGAGGGCUCAGCUCUUCCACGGAGCCAGGAACCCUGACACCUGAAGCAGGGAGCAAGAGGACACAAGUGCAGGGUUGCAGGGCCAGGACUGGCCAGAAUAAAGGCUCUGUGGCCCCUGGGACCCCCACACCCAGGAUACCCCAUAAAGAGCAAUUGG